Messenger RNA from Arctia plantaginis, 1158 nucleotides. The record is from the annotation of a GenBank genome assembly. Lineage: Eukaryota; Metazoa; Arthropoda; Insecta; Lepidoptera; Erebidae.
AUGGAGCAGAUCUUUAUGAUUGAAGUGUUUGUAAAAAAGAUCAUAUUGAAAAUAGAACCACCUGAAAAAGAUGAAUAUGAACUGCAAAUGGAAGCAGAAGCGAAAAAGAGAGAAGCGGAAGAACUUGCAGCACUAGAAGCAGCAGCUGCGGCGAAAAAGAAAGGGAAGAAAGGUGGUAAUAAAGGUGGUGGCAAGAAGAAAGGAAAAAAAGGAAAGGAACCUCCACCUCCAACAGAAGAAGAAAUGAAAUUUUUACAAUCAUGCACAUUGCAAAUGAGCUGUCUGCCACUUUUUGAUUUCUAUAUAGCACACGAUAAUUUCAUUCCACCUCCUCCGCCUGAACCUCUUCCAAAAAAGAACCCCUACCCCAGGUACCCUUUUUUUGGCGUUGGUAAUGCUGCUAUAUUUCUAUCAAGGCCUUCGAAACUAGAAGAAAUAUUAGAAAAGACUCCAAUUUACAUAACUGUUUGGAACAGAGACCAGGAAAUGAACUGCAUAGGUUUCGUUAUUGUCAAUUGGCAUGAAACUUUCUUUGAGUGCCUUAAGCUGGCAAGCGAACUAAACCCAGUAGACAUGGAUAAAGGAGAAUAUAGAAGCACAAAGAAAUCAGAAAUGGCGACAAAUACCAUAGAAAUGACACGACCAUUGCAGUGCGAAGAAGAUUUAAAAACUUCUGAAGCAGAACGUUUACCUGGACGAAAAUAUUUAAGCGAUAAUUUAAAAUUAAAAGACGUUGAAGUUGUAAGGCAUUGGGAGGGGACAUUAAUCGAUGAUGUUUUGCCAGUGGCAUACUUUUUUGGAGCACCUGAUAUAACUCGAGAACCUAUUCGUCCACCCGAAGAAAUUGUGCUGACUGAAGAUUACACCGCACCGUAUACUAACGAGGAGUUGGCAAUUCUUGCUAUGGGUUUUCCUAAAGGUCCUUGUGGGGGUACAAAUUGUCCUAAGAGAAUGGAAUAUAGAGGUAGUCAACACCAAUUCAUUGCAGGAGAGAUGAUGAAAGGUAAAUACCAGCAUGGUCAAUUUGUAAAUAAGAGAGAUGUUCAUGGUCCUUGUGGCAGACUUGAUUGUGCUUUAGCAAAGAAAGUUCGUCAAUAUCUCGCCAAUGAAGGCGUUUACAAGGUUUGUAAAAAGCCUUGUUCCAAAGAUUACUACUAG